AUGGCUCCGAGCGCUACUGCAGGCAUUCACACUGCUGCUGACAUUGCUAAUGGCGCUUCUUUGGAUGAUAAGUCCACCAUCUUCAAUAAGAAAGGUACGGAUCUGAAAUCCAUGGCAGUUGGUGCACAAACAAAGGAUGGUCGAAGUUCAGUGCCCACCAUCCCAGUCUUCCGCACCAAGGAAGAGGAGCAGCGAUACUGCAAGGAGCACCUCGCCUGUGCCUUUAGAGUAUUCGCUGACCGGGGCUAUGAUGAGGGUGUGGCUGGCCACAUGUCUCUCCGUGACCCAAUUCGUGCGGACCACUUUUGGAUCAACCCCUAUGCGAUGCAUUUUGCGGAUAUCAAAGUAUCUGACCUCGUCCUUGUGAAUGAGGGCGCAGAGAUUGUCUCUGGAGAUCAUGCCGUCAAUGCAGCUGGCUUCGCCAUCCACUCGGAAAUUCACAAGGCUCACCCUUGGGUCAACGCCGUUUGUCACGCCCACACGGUGCACGGCAAAGCGUACUCUGUAUUCGGAAAGAAGCUCCCUCCAGUGAUGCAGGACUCCCUGCGAUUUUAUGGCUCUCACAGUGUGAAUAUCGACUACGGCGGCGUGGUGCUCUCCUCGGAGGAAGGAAAAAACAUUGCCGCCACCCUCAAUCCCCAGGACAAGGUGUGCAUUUUGCAAAACCAUGGCCUUCUCUCUGUCGGCGAGACGAUUGACGAGGCAGCCUACUGGUUUAUCUGCUUUGACAAGUGCUGCCAGAGCCAGCUCAUGAUUGACGCAGUUGUCAGGGCCCAGGGUGAUGCAUGCCAACCCAAGGAGGUUGAUCAUGAGACGGCCUUCUUUACCGAGCAGCGUAUUGGUACCAGGCACAGGGGGUGGCUCAACUUCCAACCUUACCAUACCAAUAUGUUAAAGAAGACCAAGGGAGAAUUUUUACUCUAG
This is a messenger RNA of Clonostachys solani, 924 nucleotides long. NCBI's taxonomy places the organism in Eukaryota, Fungi, Ascomycota, Sordariomycetes, Hypocreales, Bionectriaceae. The record is from the annotation of a GenBank genome assembly.